Messenger RNA from Cajanus cajan (pigeon pea), 1944 nucleotides. The record is from RefSeq and is a predicted model, not a curated record. NCBI's taxonomy places the organism in Eukaryota, Viridiplantae, Streptophyta, Magnoliopsida, Fabales, Fabaceae.
AGUGAGUGUGAAGUGGGUGAGGUUUUGGCUUUUGAAUUGAAGAAGAGAGAGUGUUGUGAUCUGAGUCGUUGAAGAAGAAGAAGAGAUGAGUCAGAGUCAGGGACAGGGCCAUGGAGGAUCUCAUUCCCUUGCCUUUCGCGUCAUGCGCCUCUGCCGCCCUUCCUUCAACGUCGACCCUCCCCUCCGCCUCGACCCCGCCGACCUCUUCGUCGGCGAGGACCUCUUCGACGACCCCUCCGCCGCCCACCCCUCCCCCUCCCCCGACUCCGAUCCCAACUACCGCAGCCGCUUCCUCCUCCACCACUUCUCCGACGCCAUGGGCCUCUCCGGCCUCCUCGUUCUCCCUCAGUCUUUCGGGUCUCUCUCUCUCUCUUCAAUUUGUGAUUUCUCAAUUAUUCGCUCACUCAUGCUCCCAAUUCCAAUGCAGAGCCAUUUAUUUGGGAGAGACUUUCUGUAGCUAUAUCAGUAUAAACAACAGCUCCAAUCUUGAAGUCAGGGAAAUUAUUAUCAAGGCUGAAAUUCAAACAGAGAGACAGAGAAUACUUCUUUUAGACACAUCAAAAUCACCAGUUGAAUCGAUCCGCGCCGGUGGGCGUUAUGAUUUUAUUGUAGAACACGAUGUGAAAGAGCUCGGACCUCACACGCUGGUCUGCACUGCAUUGUACAAUGAUGGUGAUGGUGAGCGUAAAUAUCUUCCUCAAUUUUUCAAGUUCAUCGUUGCUAAUCCACUUUCCGUGAGGACAAAGGUUCGUGUUAUCAAGGAAACUACCUUUUUGGAAGCUUGUAUUGAAAACCAUACAAAAUCAAACCUUUUCAUGGACCAAGUUGAUUUUGAACCUGCUCAGUGUUAUAGUGCAACAAUACUUAAAGGUGAUGGGCACCAUUCUGAGAAAGAUAGUCCUACAAGGGAGACAUUUAAACCACCAACACUAAUUAGAUCUGGUGGGGGAAUUUACAACUAUCUCUAUCAAUUGAAAACGUCAUCAGAUGGUUCUGCUCCAACAAAAGUUGAAGGAAGUAAUGUUCUUGGUAAGCUCCAGAUAACAUGGAGAACAAAUUUGGGUGAACCUGGCCGCCUGCAGACCCAGCAAAUAUUGGGGACUCCAGCAGCGAAGAAGGAGAUUGAGUUGCAAGUUGUAGAGGUUCCAUCUAUUAUUAACCUUCAAAAACCGUUCAUGCUAAAACUGAAUCUUACAAACCAGACAGACAGAGAGCUGGGUCCAUUUGAAGUUAGCUUAUCUCAAAAUGCUUCAUAUGGGGAGAGAGUUGUGAUGAUUAAUGGCCUUCAAUCAAUGGUUUUAUCACAGGUUCAGGCUUUAGAAUCCACUAAUUUCCACCUGAAUCUCAUAGCUACUAAACCUGGAAUUCAGAGAAUUACGGGAAUUACAGUUUAUGAUUCUAGGGAGAUGAAAUCUUAUGAACCACUUCCAGAUUUAGAGUCAGGAUAACAUUCUGACUUCUUUAAUUGCUGCAGAUUUUUGUGGACAUGGAUUAAAAUUGUGGCUACUGCAUCCAGUUUGGUCAGAAGUGGUUAACAUUGAUCGCCUGUUAUCCGCAGUUAAAUGUUCCGUGUCAUCAAUGUGCCUAAUCAAGACCUACCAUGUUCCCAACUGGUGACUCUCUGAUGCCACUAGGCCUAUAUUCUCUUCCAGUUAGGGCUAAUGAAUCCUGCAGGAUCAUCAAAGCCUUAUUGGACUAAUUGCAAAGUUCUGUAACUAAAUUGGAGUAAUGAGUGGUUGAUUACGUGCUGGGGGGCCAAGUCCUUGCUUUUAUUGGUUCUAGGGGCUCCGUAAUUUUUAUUCAUUGUCACUAUAUUUAUCCAACUGCUUGAUUAUCAUCUAUAGAUGAUUUACAUGGCGGUUUCUCGUAUUGUAGUAAGUGGUCAAUUAUACUAAUGUAUUUUAAGUACUGUGAAUUAUAUUAAUUAUUAAAAAACUUUAUCAA